ACCGCCUUUGAAACUUCGGCGAUUACUUUUUUUUGAUUUGGCUCCGUGGUUUGCAAAGCCACUGAGGAAUAGUUUGCUGUUAGUAUUUCUGGAUUCGAAAAAGCAGACGCAGGAGACUCAUCAAGCUGUUUGCUUCCCGGAGAUGUUUGCCUCUGGACUCUGGAACAUCCGACAGGAACCAUUUUGGACAGGAGGUGCAGUCGCCGCCGCGUUUUGUGCGCAAAUCUCGCAGAUGCCGAAGAAGAGGGGAGGAGAAACAAUUGAAGAAAAUUAGUGCUGAACAGUUAGCUGAGAGAGUCUUGCUCUUGCCUGGGUCACAGGUCAUCUGAUUUUGUGUGGUAUCGCGAGCGUCUUCUCGACAUGGCGAGCCCGACGCGAGCGCUGACGACGAAAAAUCGCCGUGAAUAUGGUAGCAUCGGUGACAUGCGUCGCAUUGGCACACUGGACAAGGCCAUGAGUGUGCGCAGCGUCAACUCGAACAAGAGCUUCGAUACGAGCGAUGUGGACCAGCCCCAACCCAGGUCACGCCUCAGCACACUGUCGGAGAUACGGCAGCGGAAGUCCUCCAUGUCUACUGUUAACCGGACAUCACACUUAGCCACACAAAAUCAAAACUCACCUUUCAGCCCUAAUGGUCAGAGAGAUCGAGAGAAAGACAAGGAACGGGGGGGCCAAGCAGCUGCAGCAGCAGAGAGCAGCAAACCGAGGGGUGGCAGUGAAGCGGUUGCAAGUGUCCGUGGGAAGGUGCAGGCGUCGCAGUCCAGUGAAACGGUCCACACGAUAUCGAGCGUUUACCACUACAAUGGCUUGUCGUCUAUGCAGAUGGAGGUGCUGCGGCAGAUCUCCCUGGAUCAGGCGCAGCUGCCCGACAUCCACGUUGGAUCGACGUCAUGUGUGGCGGAUCUGGCAAUUCUGGAGCGCAAGUGGAGCAACCUGGCUAUGGCUCAGAACAUUCGCGCCAUGAAAACCAUGCUGGCGGACACGCCCACGAUUGUGAACCGUGCCGACUUCAUAUUCGGCUACACGGCACUGCACUGGGCUGCCAAGCUGGAGAAUGGCCGUAUGGUUGAGGUGCUGCUGCGCUAUCAAGCCGACCCCUCUCCCGUCUCAAGUAACGGCAGCACACCGCUUCACAUUGCGUCCAGGCUCGGCCACGAGCGUAUCGUUCGUCUGCUGGUCGAGGCAGGUGCGGACUGCGACCUGCGCGACUACUGCGGCAAGCAGCCAAAGGACCUUGCCGCUCCGUUCCUGAAUCAGCCAGCAAAAGAUCUGCUCUACACUGGCCUGAGAAGGACUUUGAGCGUACGGUAUGGCAAGACACUAAUGGGACAUGAGCGGGAAGUCGUGGCACAUCUUCUACCCAAGGCCGAGGCGCCAAAGGCACCCACAGCAUCACCGGAGCGUGGCAAUCUUCGAUCGCGUGUCGACAAGCUUAUAUUCACUUUCAAUCUGAAGCGCUCGUCCAGCCGAAGUCACACGUCCACUGGCUCGCUUGGAGAAUGCGGCCUCGAUCAGCUGCGCACAUCGAGCGGUCCCUCGUCGCCGCACACGACGCACACGCGUCACUCGUUUGGCGGCAGCAGCAGCAGUCCACUGGCCAUGCAGGCGCGAGGUGACGCUUCGCCUCUGUCCAUGCCGUUGUCCGCCUCCACUUCGCCGGUGCUGUAUCAGCGGCGUCGCCUCAGCACGCUGAACCCGUCCGACUCGCUGCCCAGCCCGGCGUCCUCGCCGUCCAGCUCCAGGCGACGAGAAAGCACCGGCGAGCGCCGUCUGCCCCUGGCCUGGGUGCCGGCAGUGCGCAAGCGAGCGCUGGAGGUGGACUUUGGGGACAGCAGCGGCGGCGGCUGCAACACGGAGGCCAAGCUUUCCGAGCAGCGCAACAGCCUGGACCUGCAGCCGGCAACGUCCGGUAACUCCCUGCAGACGAGCACGGCGCUGAUCGUUGCCGCCAAUGCCUCCAUCGCCGCUGCUGCGUACCACGCGUCGGGUUCUAAUACACCGCGCGGCAGCAUAGCGUCUGCCAACGCGUCGCUCUCUUCCGCGGGCGGAAGCCCCGAGCCGGCCUCGCACACGCGGCGAUUCAGCGUGCCCGAGGUGCAGACCGCAUCGCCGGUGAUUCCGCGCAACGCUCUGAUUCCACAGACGACGGUCACUUCGCCGGAGAGAGAUAGCGAAGCGUAGAACCUCUCCUUGUCGACCUACAAUUAUCGCUUUCCCAGGGUUGUGAAGCCUGCGUGCCAUGUGCCUACGACCCUGCUUGCUCAGCUAGCAGAGUAGAGGAUUUGCCUUGAGCCCGUUUGUUUUCCAUGUUGCCGAUCUAGUGACACCGCUGGCCUCUGCACAGACACACACUGCACAGCCGGGCACUAGUCACAUUGACAGCUGUACACGGCUCAUAGGGUAUCCCGUAGAGGCCCGGUAGUGGCCCGGCACGGCUGAAUAAAGUAGUCCCAACACUUCAACUACUACAGCAGCUGCCAGCCGCGCCACAGGGGACUGCGUAUCGGCAAGUUUCAGUCCGGGCUAUGUUGGGAGCUGCUUCUCGUUGCUACCGCUACGCCUUCGCCCAAUAGAACUGGCGGCGUGCAACGAUGCUUCCCGACUGACGUUGGUAAAUUCUCCGUGUGCGGUAUGCACGACGCAUCAGGUCGAGUGACUCUGUAAUUGCCGCCCGCGGCUAGGUUUUGAAUGCAGUGCUGUUCUGUCCUUUCCGCUCAUCUCUCUAGGUGCCUGUUUUAGAUGGCUCGCUAGCCAAGCCUCUCCAUUCCCCUGCUCCAAUACCUGCAGUUAUUCCACCUUGCUCUCUGUCCCAACUCUGAUUCCUGUCAUUUCUGCAGUUAUUGCCACAUUUCUCCCAUCACCCUGCGCCUCCUCCUCCCCCCCCCCC
Messenger RNA from Sycon ciliatum, 2887 nucleotides. RefSeq lists its product as uncharacterized. The transcript has 6 exons. Lineage: Eukaryota; Metazoa; Porifera; Calcarea; Leucosolenida; Sycettidae. Gene Ontology annotation, molecular function: protein binding. The record is from RefSeq and is a predicted model, not a curated record. The coding region runs from base 361 to 2181 and encodes 606 amino acids.